This is a messenger RNA of Amoebophrya sp. A120, 1610 nucleotides long. The record is from the annotation of a GenBank genome assembly. Lineage: Eukaryota; Dinophyceae; Syndiniales; Amoebophryaceae.
UGCAAAUCUGCAUUACAACUCUGGUGUGGGUACGUUUUUACUCAGGAUAACUUACAGUAAAAAUGUGCAUUUUUGUCAAAGGAUGAGCUUUCUCCUGCUCGAUGUCAUGUAUUGGUCGUGUGUACAACUAGCACAAGAAAGAAAGUGGAGGUUGUCUUGUCUGCCUGCCACAGCUGCUUUGUUCGUUGUGUCCGAAUUGUUUUGAAAGCAAGAGCGCGAAGGGAGAAAUUCUGCUCUGGCCGAGGCCGACGGAUAUCCAUAUCCUUUAGGAGGACGAAGAUAUCACAAAAGUAGAUGAUAGGAACACGAUAAUAUCUGGGAGACCAUAACCUACCAUCUCGAGCUGGAUGUUGAUCUGCAUUGUUUUUAACAUCACGUUGUUUCAAGGGCAAUAGCUUUUUGUUUCGUGAUAGCGCGGAUCGUCUCCCUUGGGAUAGUAGAAGUGCACAACAAAAAUAUUUUUCCUUCCAUGCAGUUUCGUUUUCACCGAAAGCAAAACAAGAGACAAAUCCAAAAUGCCUUUUACUGAUAAUGAACAAAACCGGCAAUCAUGUGUCUGUAAUUGAUGCCAAAAGUUGUAGAGCCAGUUUUGAAUUUGAUGUUUUCAAACUGUGGGCACCACCUAUUAAAGUCAAAGUUUCACUCUAAACACACAGCCAUGCAUAUUUGUAAAUCUAAAUCAGGUGCAGCUUACUUAAGCUAUCGAAACUUCGAUAUUUGCAUUUCGUGUGGUCAGACGGUUGUCCGUGGACUCGGUGGCGGAAUGGUUCAAGUACUGGAACUCCCUGGGUUAUCGUGAGAAAAAGAUGUCUCAGUCUCAACGUGUAUUGCGGAGGUUCCUUGAUGCGGUUUUUUGGCACGCAGCGCGUGCGCGACAUGCUGCAAGAAAUUUGGCGUCUGUAUGUUGUGUGUAUGUCUUCUCUUGCUUCUGACGCAUCUUCACGUGGUCACUGGGAGUAAUUGCUUAUGUGUUGUCGACGACUUUUGUACAGGUUCGGGGCUGAGGCAGUUUUUCCCUCAAUAGGUAUGUGAUAUGUCGCGAUUCUAUUCCAUCUUGAAGAUAGGCAUAUGGCUGAUAAGUAACCGUUGUGGUAAAAUGAUGUAAAAACUACAGAGUUCAGUAUGUACUAGAUUAAAUCCGUAGUAGAAGUUCUCCCUCUAUCGACCAAUGCAGAUUUGCUAAUGCCUGGACCACCCCCGAGAAUUCUUCCGUGAGAAAAAAACUGCCCGAAGUAGAGUGGUGAUAGGCUAGCCUUAUGAUUCCUUGAGGGCGCGAGCAGGAUCUUCAUGGGACGUACGACGCUCCUCGAGGAAACAAGAACGCCGUGCCCAUUCGGUGAGUGCAGAGAGAGUACAAAACAACAACUUCUGUUGUUCAUAGUGAUCAAGAUCAUCAGAUGAAAGAUCUUUCGAAUCCUUCUCUACCACGCACCCCAUGCUGCAUGCAAGGGUCCUUUGGUUGCUUGUCGAGAUGAAAAUCCCGUGCUCGAAUAUCUUAUUUGCUCUCCUUUUACUGAAUUCAUUCGUCCAUUGGAUCUUCAAAUUCCGCAAAGCACAACAACAAGAAUUUAUGAAAAAAAUGCGAAAAAAUGCAAAAGCAAAUGUUUGAA